UUUAUUUUAUUUACACUUCGUGUACUUAGCAUUUUAUCUGAAAACUUUAACUUAAAUUUCUCUUUGUUUUGUCAUUUCAGGUAUAACUUUGAUAAAAUGGCGUUCCACGAGGAUCACGAUAUCAGUAUAAUAUCCCACUACACUGACGUGGCGGAAGAUUCAGCAGAUGAGGCUGACACAUUAGCUCGACAUUAUGCAAUGACUAGUAGCAGACCCUCGGCAGAGAAUACAGAGUCUCUUCAAGUCUUUCGAAUAGCUUAUAAUGAUUUAAAACACUCCCAUAAUAAUUUGUCUUCAAAAUUGGAACAAAAGGACAAACGUAUCCAAGAAUUAGAAAAUCAAUUAACUGCCCAGUCAUCGUCCGAAUAUUCAACAGACAGUUUUUUAAUGGUAGACGAGCCCCAGCCCGAACCUUCCAGCAUGGAGGUAGGAAUUUUACAAGGACGUAUUAAAGAAUUAGAACGUAAAUCAAUGAUUGCAGAGGUCAAUAUAAAAUCUUUACAAGCAGACAAAUCUCAGCUACAAAAAACAUUAGCAGGUUUGAAAAAUAUUGAACAAAAUCACAACAGUUUGGAACGUAUAAAAAAUUCCAUUUUGGAGGAAAAAGUGAAGAAAUUAACUGAACGUUUGGAAAAGUUUUCAAUGUUAGACAGUGGCAAAGAUAUUGAUCAACAGUUAACGGAACUUAAACAAGACUCGCAAAAAAUAAAAGAAGAAAAUUUAUCGUUGGUGGUUCAAGUUCGUAAACUAACGGAAGAGAAUGCGAGCCUUAAAAGGAAAUUGUAUGCAAAUGAUAAAACUCCCAUGAUUCUUAGGAAUGGAACAACUCGAAGUACUGGCGUAGUGUCGGCUACAGGAGCAUCGAAAGAACUGACGUCUGAAAUUUUGAGUGAUAUGUCAUUAAAUUCCUCGUUACCAGCCUUAGACGAGUUAAAAAACUUGAAACACAUGAUCAAGAAGUUGAAAACAAUCAUCGAAACUCAGAAUGCUUAUCUUUUAAAAUUAGAUAGCAACCCAACAGUGAAGAAAAUCUUACGAGAAGAAAAGCUUGGUUUAAGUAUGAAUUGUGUGAUGCAUUCUGGCAAUUCUUCAAACAGGGGCAGUAACUCCAGUGUAGAUAACGUGGAAGCUAGUGAAGAUGUUCUGAGUAAUGGAUGCAUGCGUCAUAGUCCAAACAGAGUUUUUAGUCCAACUGGUAAUGCCAAGUUAAUACCCAAUGAAACGUUUGCUCCUUUUGGAAACAGUAGUGAACUGAGGGUGGAAUUACCAGAAGUUGAACAAUACGACAAUCUCGAAUCACCGCCUCGCAGAAAGUUACGUCAAUACCAAUCAAAAUCGCAGUCAGAGGUCAUCAGGAGUACAAACGAUCUUGGGAUGGAAUAUCAUAGACGACAAUUGCAGGCUCUAAAAAGCACAAAUUCAGCUCCAAUUUUCAUGAAAGAGUCUGAUAGAGUUCCUUCUUCUGGUCUUUCAAAAGAAUCAGUGUAUGCCUAUGAAAGAGCAGAUAAUGGAAUUGGAUCACAAACACCUUUGGAUCUUGGGGUUGUAGGAGCAUCAAGUAGUUCGACGUCACAGCGGGAGUCUGAUAGAAUACCUUCCAUUAAAACAUGUCCUGUAUGUAAUGCAGACUAUACUCAUAAAAGUGUGAACGAGUUUCAGACUCACGUGUUUAAUUGCGUGGACUCCGAAGACCAGCCCACCACUCUGACGUGUGAAUCUGUGCCAGAAAGGAUUUGUCCAAUGUGUAAUCACUUGUUCCCUGAAUCUUGUCCUCAGCUAGAAGUAGACAAUCAUGUCAAUGCACAUUUUGGUGAAGCACCAACAGACGCUUUCGAAGUAUUGAGCCCUUAAAGAGAACCCCUAUGGGAAGACACUAGGCCUCUUCUACUAUAUUUGUGUUACAAGGGUUGAGGUUUAUUUGUUGUGUAAUGUUUCUAUAAAGCAAAUCUGGAGAUAUAUUAUUGUUCCUCAUAGUGAUUGAUGACUUGUAUCCCUCAAGUAAAUUGUCAUCAAAUUUUGCAUUUUGAUAAACUUAAAUGACACUUAACGGCUAACCUAUAUUUGCUGAAUGGCAUUAUUUCCUACUCUCCUUCAAUUUAAUUAGCAAUCACCAAUUAUUAUUAUAGCACACACAGACCAUCAAUAAACAAUAAUUUAUAAUGCUAUAUAAUAAUUUAUUAGUGGUGUGGACUCUCUGAAUCUUAACAAAGGUUGUGAACACUGAAAGAAAAUUGUCAUUUGCUAUGGGAACUGUACAUUAAACUAUAAUACAUGCUGUAUGAAAUCUCUGAAACUAUUAUUAUUAUGAAGGAUGUUGACUCUGGUAUUGAUAAUCAUUGCCUAUGUUACAAAAUUUACAGUAUACAGAGUCUCCAACUUGAUAAAACCAUGUUUCAGAGUGAUAUCUGCUGAGGUAAGUAUGAAUUGUCCAGAUUCUGGCUACAGACUCAAAAGGUAUGAGUUUUUUCUUUGUUGUUCUCAGACUCCAUUUUUAAUUUGUUUUCUUAACAAUAAUUUCGCUAGGGGUGAGGAUUUGGGCAACAAGCUUAUUAUCUCUAAAUAAUCAACUUGCAGAUACUGGCAAGUAUUGUAAUUCUUCAGUAACAAGUACCUGUUGCU
This is a messenger RNA of Lottia gigantea (owl limpet), 2619 nucleotides long. RefSeq lists its product as hypothetical. Lineage: Eukaryota; Metazoa; Mollusca; Gastropoda; Lottiidae. The coding region runs from base 97 to 1851 and encodes 584 amino acids. The record is from RefSeq and is a predicted model, not a curated record. The transcript has 2 exons.